GAGGGGGCUGGGGAAGCCUGCAGUGUCACCGUGGAAAGGAACUGAAGGAUUCUCCUGCUCAAGGCACCUCCAACUUUUCUUCAGUACUGAAGUCCAACCUGGCAAAUAUUCUUCGUGGGACCCACAGAAGAGAGCGACACGGAGAAGUCAUUUGAUAGGUGGGCGAGUUUGCUGCAUACAGCUGUGCUUUAGCAGGUAAACUGGGGUCUAAGGUGCGCACUGGGCCGCCUAUGAUACCAACCACACGGAUGGAAAGAACUUUGAUGUUCAACCCUCAUAGAGUUUUACAACGGAGGCUGAGAGUAGAGACAGAUUGGCAGUUUAUAUUAUAAUUCAACAGCGAUCAGAGUUGAAGAUCAGACACACCAACAGCAGUCUGCCCAUUAGUGCAUCAAAGUAGGGACAAACAGCAGGCAGCCAGCAGGUAGUUUUAGGAAAAGGUCAGGCAUCCUCAUGAAGAUGUCCAGAGAGGAACAGAGCUUGUCGGAUGUCGAGCUCAGUCCAGGUGUGUCGGACGACAGCCGUUCCCGAUCACCUGGUAAUUCCUCUGGUGCCGGUGGAGAUGAGUCACCCCUCCACAGGCAGCAGCUUCUGGCAGUUUUGGAUGACGGUGCAAGGGGCCAUCCCCCUGGUAAAUCUGAUGAUGAAGAUGAGCGCUUCCCAGUGGGGAUCCGCAAGGCGGUCAGCCAGGUGCUCAACUGCUACGACUGGACACUCGUCCCCAUGCCAGUGCGCGUAAACAAUGGGAGCAAGAGCAAACCACACGUCAAGAGACCGAUGAAUGCGUUCAUGGUUUGGGCGCAGGCAGCGCGGAGGAAACUGGCAGACCAACACCCACACUUGCAUAACGCAGAGCUCAGCAAGACCCUGGGGAAGCUUUGGAGGCUUCUUAAUGAGAGCGAUAAGCGACCCUUCAUCGAAGAGGCAGAGAGGUUGAGAAAGCAGCACAAGAAGGACUACCCAGACUACAAAUACCAGCCCCGGCGCCGCAAGAACGGAAAGACUGGUUCCGGGUCAGGAAGUGACGGAGACAGCAAUUUGGAGGGUGAGAUCAGGCAUAGACAAUCCAUCUACAAGGGCCUCCAUCUGGAUGUGGUCCACACUGGGGGAGCUGGGUCCGCUCAGGCAGAUGGGCAUCACCAUCAUGCUGCAGGUCACAGCCAUAGUCCUCCUACACCACCAACCACACCCAAGACAGAACUUCAGUCUGGGAAGGCAGGGGAUGGAAAGAGGGAGGCUUUGAGCAACGGGGUCUCCCGUGGCCAAAUGGGAGCAGAGGGUUGUUCAGGUGCCGCAGGGUCUGCAAAGCCUCACAUCGACUUUGGCAGUAUGGACAUCGGUGAGAUAAGCAACGACGUGAUGGCCACCAUGGAGCCUUUUGAUGUCAAUGAGUUUGACCAGUACCUUCCCCCCAAUGGCCAUCCAGGGAUCGGGCAGAGUGCUGGUUCAGGAGCAGCGACGCCCAUAACUACAGCGUCUCAAUAUAGCUACGGCAUCUCCUCAGCUCUGGCAGUGGCCAGUGGACACUCCGCGGCCUGGCUCUGCAAGCAGCAGCCGCAACAACAUCAUGGCUCCGCUCUGAAUUCAGACCCGUCCAAGGCCCAGAUCAAGAGUGAGGCCGGAGGUGCUGGUGCUCACUUUUCUGAGGGGGCUACAGCUGCUUCCCAUGUCACCUACACCCCUCUAAGCCUCCCUCACUAUAGCGCUGCCUUCCCCUCCCUGGCAGCCAGGGCUCAGUUUGCAGAGUAUGCCGACCAGCAGGCCUCAGGGUCCUACUACGCUCACUCUAGCCAAGCAACUGGCUUAUACUCUGCCUUUUCGUACAUGGGGCCCACCCAGAGACCCCUGUACACGACAAUCACUGACCCAUCCAGUGUACCACAGUCCCACAGCCCCACACACUGGGAGCAGCCUGUCUACACUACACUGUCGCGGCCAUGACAGAUAACGAGACCAGAGGGCGCUGGUGCCGGUCCAGCCCCCACGUCCGACCCAAGAAGCAGCAGUGGUUUUGGCGAAAGCGGUCUGGGCUGGGGGGAGUGGGCUGGCACCGAGGGAGUCGGCUGGGGAGGCAGGAGGGAAGAAACCCUGGACUGUUCUCACCCAGAUCCGGAAAUGCUGUCACAAGUGAAGGCUGAGUUUGGAGCGUGGUGCUUCUAAAAGCAUUUGUCGAUUCAUUGGUGCAUGCAAUCUUGUAGAGAAAAGUGAUUGCAGUGGCAUUACACUUCAGUUCCAGAUUAGAUUUGCAGCAACAAAAUGUCUAGCGCUCCAAACAAAAUUAUCUUGUCCCUGUCAGCAUGAUGACUCCCGGCGUGGAUGUGAGGAAGUCGAACCAGUUUUUCCUGAUUCACACAAUAAUUAAUUCUAAAUUAAAAGAGAACGAGUAGGUGUUGAACCUUGAUCAGUCAUUCAGUGUUUCAAUGUUUUAUUUUAUGCGACCCAUUCUCAUGUCAGGUACGCAUACCUGGCAUGAUAUAACAUGAUUUGUUCAUGUUUCUUUGCAUAUCUAUUUGUAUUGUAUGUAUGUAUGUAUUAUCAUUUUGAACUGAGAAGUAAAACAACUCAUUUUUGUAUAGUACAACUCAUACACUUGUGAUAUAUUUGUAAAAUCACCAAAAUUCUGAUACCAAAACUAUUAUUGUGUAACAAAGAAACUGCAAUUAUAACAGUUUCUCCCAAUGUGACAUUCCAAGCUACCUUACAUAAUUACUAUGUAGAAUAGGUUGUUGCAAAUGAUGAUGUCAAAAUGCUUCUUAUUAAUAUGAUUUUAGUUCACCAGUAGGUGGAUGGGAGGGAGUGUAAAGUGCUUUGAGCGCCUUGAAAGGUGGAAAAGCGCUAUAUAACACCAUUUACCAUUUACUUGAUGGAUUCAUGAAGAGCCAUAAGGGCAAAGAACACCCCCGAUUUAUAUAUUUACUAAACACUUCAUCAACCACAUUAGUCGUUAUCUUCCUUAUUUUGUGUAUUGAUGUCCUUACUGUUGUCAUAGAAAAUCCAUUCCAACGUCACAAGAUUGUGCACAUCCAGAGAACCUUUUGCAAAAAUGUACUUUUCACAGAGCCUUACAUCUAUCAAUCACUGUGCCUUAUUUUUCACUGUUGCUUUUUACACUUUACAUAAAAAACACUUUUUAUUCUGUAUUAAGUCGCAUUUUAGUUCUUAUUAUGCUGCAGCGUAUGUAUUCUUAUUUUUUGCCAACACCUCCCAAAUAUACCUUAAGCUUCACUGUUCAACAUUUAAAAAGCUAGAAAACCUGCCGAAAGACUGUUCGACAUAUACUGUGUAUCACAAUAUAUCAUUUUAAAAAGAUUUUCUCUCUCCUGUUGCAUGCAGCCUUAUUCUUUUCAUCCUCAAAAUUCUGUGUACAUCAAUAUUAUUUUUUUUCAAACAUACUGUAUGUAACUUUACUGUUUAUGGAAAUGCUGUAUUUUUUCCAGUACCUUUUACUGUCAUUUUUUAAUUGAAGGAGAUAUAUUCCAGUUGUGUGUGAUGAUUGCAUGCAUAGCAACAUACUAUUCAAACCAUAUCAGGCACAAAAGCUUCAAAGUAAGGAUGAUUAU
Messenger RNA from Corythoichthys intestinalis (scribbled pipefish), 3560 nucleotides. It is a transcript of the gene sox10, whose product is annotated as SRY-box transcription factor 10. The record is from RefSeq and is a predicted model, not a curated record. Gene Ontology annotation, molecular function: RNA polymerase II cis-regulatory region sequence-specific DNA binding; DNA-binding transcription factor activity, RNA polymerase II-specific. Gene Ontology annotation, biological process: neural crest cell migration; negative regulation of transcription by RNA polymerase II; enteric nervous system development. The transcript is spliced from 4 exons. Bases 454 to 1941 code for a protein of 495 amino acids. Gene Ontology annotation, cellular component: nucleus. NCBI's taxonomy places the organism in Eukaryota, Metazoa, Chordata, Actinopteri, Syngnathiformes, Syngnathidae.